This is a messenger RNA of Amborella trichopoda, 1871 nucleotides long. RefSeq names its product Plant invertase/pectin methylesterase inhibitor superfamily. Gene Ontology annotation, biological process: cell wall modification. Gene Ontology annotation, molecular function: pectinesterase activity; enzyme inhibitor activity. Lineage: Eukaryota; Viridiplantae; Streptophyta; Magnoliopsida; Amborellales; Amborellaceae. The record is from RefSeq and is a predicted model, not a curated record.
UGUGCACCUCAAGUCUGGGCAAUCUCAAGAUAAAGAGAUAGAGAAGAGAAAGAGAAAUAAUGAGGGCUUGUUUUGUUAGGGUUUUUGUGUGCAUGUUGGUGUGUAUAUUAGGGCAUGGGUCUGUCUCCCUUAGCCAAAAUGUUACAAGCUUGUUUGAGGACAAAGAUUUGGGUUUGAACAUGGCUCAAACGUGUAACUUUACUCGUUACCCUGGACUAUGCAUACAGACAUUGACGUCUGGACGUGGUGUAUUGCAGUUUAGAAAUGGGUUUUUGAGGGAACUUGUGAAGAGUACAGUGCAUGAGAUCAGGAAGCUCUCUUCUAUCAUGUCUCAGAGCUCUCAGGCAGGGAAGCUAGAGAACCCUAAAAGCCAUGAUAAGACUACAGACUACUGCGUGGAGCUCCUCCACCUAUCCCUGAAACGCCUCCACCAGUCCCUCUCCGCCCUCAACGCCGCCACCACGCACCCGAACGCCCUCGACAUCCAAACCUGGCUCAGUGCCGUCCUCUCCUUCCUUGAUGGAUGCAAUGACGCCCUCAACAUACACAUCUCCAAUUCCAUACACGACCCCUCCGCCGUACACAACCCCACAUCUGUCUCUCACGUCUCAAGCCUUGCGAGCAACGCCCUCGCUGUAGCCAACCGACUGCCCAAGAAACGACGGGAAAAGGGACGGAGACUGUUAGUUGACGCCGAUUUUCCCUCUUGGUUGACGGAGACUGAACGGCGUUUGCUCCAGGCGCCGGAGAUAGCGGCAGACGCCGUUGUCGCACAGGACGGAACGGGGAACUUUUUGACGGUGUCGGAGGCCUUAGACAAGGCGCCCGGCGACCGUCGUUAUGUGAUUCAUGUUAAGGCGGGGAUUUACAAGGAACGGAUCGUAACGGCGAAGGACGGGAUAACGCUUAUUGGUGAUGGGAAGGCGGCGACCAUUGUAACGGGGAGCAGGAGCGUCGGUGGAGGGUCCACCAUGCCCGAGUCGGCAACUUUUGCGGUGAUCGGUGAUGGCUUCAUCGCCCGUGACAUAGGCUUCCAGAACUCAGCAGGUCCAAGCGCAGGUCAGGCCCUCGCGGUCCGCGUCCUCUCUGACCACUCAGUCUUCUACCGUUGCAACCUCAUCGGUUACCAAGACACCCUCUAUGCCAUGGCCCUCCGCCAGUUCUACCGAGAAUGUGAUGUAUAUGGCACCAUUGACUUCAUCUUUGGCAAUGCAGCUGCCGUAUUCCAAAGCUGCAACCUUUACCUCCGCCUCCCUGCUACAAAGGAAAAUGUCAUUCUGGCAAAUGGUCGCAAUGAUCCUUGCCAGAAUACCGGGUUUUCUGUACAUAACUGUCGGAUUGCUGCUGCCUCUGACCUAUUUCCAGUCAGGAAUUCCAUUCGUUCUUACUUGGGUCGGCCAUGGAAGAAGUAUUCAAGGUCAGUGGUGAUGGAGAGCAGCAUUGAUGGGAUAAUCAAUCCCAAAGGGUGGCAGCAGUGGGAGGGAAGCUUUGCGCUGAAGACGCUUUACUUUGGGGAGUACAGGAAUCAAGGGCCCGGGUCUGGGACUGCAGGGAGGGUCCGGUGGCCUGGAGUCCACGAGCUUGCGUCGGAGGAGGCGGAAAAGUUCACGGUGGGAAGCUUUAUUUCUGGAACAACGUGGUUGCCGUCCACCGGAGUGGCAUUCCAGGCAGGGUUGGGAGGGUCAGAAGGAUCUGGGUAGGAAGGAAAUACAGGAGACGAACUAUUCUUUCCUCCGUAAAAGGCUUUGCUUUUUGAAGGAUGGAUGUACCGUGUGUUUUUUAUUUUUAUUUUAAUGGAUGUAAUAACGGGCGAAGAGUGAAUGUAUUAUAUAUCUUUACUUUUAGAUGAUCCUUGGAUACCUUCCCACAUC